Leptomonas pyrrhocoris is the source of this 1955-nucleotide messenger RNA. RefSeq lists its product as hypothetical. The record is from RefSeq and is a predicted model, not a curated record. The transcript has a single exon. Gene Ontology annotation, molecular function: protein binding. Lineage: Eukaryota; Euglenozoa; Kinetoplastea; Trypanosomatida; Trypanosomatidae. Gene Ontology annotation, biological process: cilium assembly. The coding region runs from base 66 to 1955 and encodes 629 amino acids.
GUCUUCACAGCCGCUUUGAUUUCUACACGUCCUCACAUUUUCAACGAACAUUUUUUUCUGCUCUGAUGACGGAGCACGACGACACACCCCGGCUGGAGCUGGAGACGGUUUUGGGCUACAGCGGCAACAUUCCUGGUAGCUUGAUCGCCCAUCCAGACCAGCGCCACCUGCUGUACGCCCUCGGCGCGUGCAUCGUGAUUCGCGACGUGGACGACGCGCACGGCUCUGAGUUUUUCUACGGACACAACGACAAGAUCAGCUGCCUCGCCGUAAGCCGUUCCGGCCGCUACGUCGCCUCGGGACAGGUCACCCACCCCGGAUUCCAGGCAGAUGUCUGUAUCUUCGAUUUUGCGGAGCGACGCUUAAUUCACCGCAUGCUGCUGCACAAGGUGAAGGUCCAGGCACUCGCCUUCUCGACGGAUGAGAAGUUUCUCGCCUCCGUCGGCGGACCGGAUGACAACACCGUUGUCCUAUGGGACGUGGAGACGGGCCGGCCACUUUGCGGAGCCCCGGCGCACCACACCGAAACGAAAGCCGUCGCGUUCUUCAACAACAACUCGGAGAAGCUGAUCACCGGCGGCGUCGGUUCGCUGCGUGUGUGGACGGUAGACCUCGAGAGCCACAAGAUGAGCGCGGUGGACAUUAACAUGGGCAACAUGCGGCGCAGCGUAGAGACGAUCGCGGUGGAGAAAACAGACAAGUACGCCUACUGCGGCACUACCUCCGGUGACGUGAUCUGCGUGCAGCUGCAGGAGUCGAACGUUUUCAAGAUGCAGGGCCCACAGAAGAAGCUGUCCGGCGGCAUCCUCUCGACUAUCUUGACACCGUCUGGUGAUGUGCUGGUGGGCAGCGGCGCCGGUGAACUGCAGCUGCUGUCGAAGAUUAAUCUCACGGUGCAGAACCGCGCCACAGUAAACGGCGGCGUGACGGGGCUGGCGGUGGUGGGGGACGACUACUACAUCGGCACGCAGACGAGCAACAUGUACUUCGUGAAUGGCGGCAACUUCAUGACGCGGCUGCGUCUGACGUGCCACAACGAGGCUGUCCAGGACGUUGUCUUCCCGACCGGGUUUAGCGCGGUCUUCGCCACUUGCUGCGGGACGGACAUCCGUGUCUGGAACGCGAACUCGUGCACGGAGCUGAUACGGAUUGAGAUCCCCGACCGCACGUGCAACUGCCUGCAGUUCAGCCGCGACGGCUCCCUCAUCAUUUCCGGCUGGAACGACGGCCGGCUCCGCGCCUUCGGUCCGCAGUCCGGCAAACUCGUCUUCUCCGUGGCGGACGCGCACAAGGUGGAGCAGGGCAGCCGCAGCCACAAAGUCGGUGGCCGCGUCGGUGUCACGGCGGUGUGCGCUGACAACGGUGGGGAGCGCCUCGUCACUGGCGGCUCCGACGGCCUCGUGCGGGUGUGGGCGGUUGUCGGGACGAUGUGCUCGCUGGUCGCCUCCAUGAAGGAGCAUAAGGCGGCGGUGAACGCGAUCGCCAUAUCGCACGACGACACCGAGUGUGUGACGGCGAGCGAUGACGGCAGUUGCAUUGUCUGGGACCUCAUCCGCCACCUCCGGCGCAAUAUCGUGUACCGCCAGACCUACUUCCGCGCGGUGGAGUACUACGUGGAUGAGAGUCAGCUACUGGCCUGUGGCAGUGACAAGUGCAUCACCUACUGGGAUUCGGUGGACUGCCACGCCAUUCGCGAGGUGCCGGGCAGUCGCACUGCCGAGCUGAACUCGCUGUCCCUCUCACCGGACGGCCGCUUCUUCGUGACGGGCGGUAACGACCGCAUUGUGAAGGUGUGGGACUACGACCGUGGAGAGUGCAUCGCAGUUGGUGUGGCGCACAGCUGCAGCAUCACGAAGGUGCGCGUCUCGCCGGACGGCAAGAAGAUUGUGUCGGUUGGCGAUGAGGGUGCCGUGAUGGUGUGGAACGUAGGGGAACUGAACGUUGAGGCUUUGUAG